Molecule: messenger RNA, 798 nt
Organism: Pseudopodoces humilis (Tibetan ground-tit)
Lineage: Eukaryota; Metazoa; Chordata; Aves; Passeriformes; Paridae
Source: RefSeq, a predicted model, not a curated record
GGCACCGGGAGCGGCACCGGGAGCGGCACCGGGAGCGGCACCGGGAGCGGCACCGGGAGCGGCACCGGGACCCGGAUCCUGCCGCUCUGGCCGCCCUGGGAUGAUCCCGUGCCAGGGGGAUGGACAGGAGUACCUUGCCAGCAGUGGCACAAGAGCUCUUGAGAGAGAUCAAAAAGGCUUUCCAGGAGACCUCACAGGUCCCUGAUGACCUGCUGCUGGGGCUGAAGUUCAUUUUUGGCCCAUCUACAGUCCCAGCUCUGGAUCUGGUGGAUCAGCGUUCUGUCACCCAGAUCAGGUCCCCCAGUGGAAGGACUCUCUACCAGGUCCUUGGAAGCUCAGGCAAACUCUACACCUGCUACAGCUCCUGCCACUUCUGCACAUGCCCCGCCUUUGAGUUUUCUGUGUUGCAGAAGAGUGAGAGCCUUCUGGAGGAUCCUCUGUCUGCAGAAGGGGCAGAAAGAGCUCAAAGAUGUGCAAAAGGGAGAGAAUGUGGCUGGGACCCUGCUCCAAUUCAUAGCAAAGCUUCCCUGGAACAUCAGUCCUGCACAUCUGCAAGGGGUAAAGUUGAAGAUGGAGAGAACUAAACCCAGGACAAGCAGCAGAUCAGCUCAAAUCCGAGGGAGCUGGGGAUAAUUUUCCCAUGCUGGGAUGUUUGCCAGGCAGCAGCAACAUAUCCACUGUCCUGCAGGAGGUACCAGUGGACAGGGGCACACACAGCGUGUUGUUACUCACUGUUUCAUUCUUCUUUUGCCUUCCAAAUACAGAUUCUUUUCUCCCUCCCUAAUUCCUGACACGUUU